GAUAAAUGGGCAUCAUCUCAGUUUUCAGUUAGCUUAUCUUUUUCAGCGGACGCAUGUAUAGUUUAUAUAGAGCAAUAAUGGCAUUUAGUUUUGAAGUUAAAGUUCCUAAGGCGUUGAAAUCUGUAAAGUAUACUUUAGCUGCAGUGAAUGGUGUGUUUGUGAUCACUGGUUUUUUACUCUUAAUCGUCGGGAUCGUGAUCCUGGUCACCUACUCAGAAUACGAUCUCCUCAUAACUCGGAGAUUCUUCACGAUACCCGGUUUUGUGAUUGCGACCGGAGUGAUCAUUCUCCUAGGUUCAUUUCUGGGAUUCUAUGGCGCUAUAACGAAACAGUUUUACUUAAUUGCCGCGUACUGCGGCCUGUUAGUACUUGUGUUGAUAUUCGAGAUAGCUAUAGUAAUCGUGAGCUAUGGGUUGAAGAAUGACGCGACUUCCGCGAUCAGGUCCCCAAUGCUGCAAACCCUACAGCUGUAUGAGUCCAGACGCGACAUCGCCAAGAUAUGGGAUGAUCUGCAAAUGCAAUUCGAAUGCUGCGGCGUCGCGGGCCGUUUCGAUUACGUCUCCAACAGGAUCCCGGUGAGCUGUUGCCACAUCGACUACGGGACUAUAUCACCCUUCGAAUGCAUGACAGCCAACGCCUACCCCACGGGCUGUGCGAGCGUGCUCGGCGAGUGGCUCAGUUACAACGCACAUGUCAUCGCCAUCUGUGCGCUACUAGCAUUGUGUUUGCAGGUAUUACUAACAGCGAUGGCUGGAUGGCUGGCGUACAGAUCUAAGUUCGAAGAAAUUGAACUUGAAUCAUAAGUUUUAUUUAUUAAUUUAUUUUUUGUUUUCCUUGUUUUCUUUGAUUUAGCAGUUACAUGACCUAUAGAUUCAGUAUUAUGUGAAUGUGUAGAAAGAGUGUUUUCAGUUGAAUCUGUGUAAUAAAGUUAUAUUGUCUGCAAA
Molecule: messenger RNA, 944 nt
Organism: Manduca sexta (tobacco hornworm)
Lineage: Eukaryota; Metazoa; Arthropoda; Insecta; Lepidoptera; Sphingidae
Product: leukocyte surface antigen CD53
Exons: 5
Coding region: 54-803 (249 amino acids)
Cellular component (GO): membrane
Source: RefSeq, a predicted model, not a curated record